AUGGUGUACCCUAGCCUGCUCAUGUCACAAUUCGCGACCGCGAAACGGGCGGCCUGCGAUCGGUGUCGCAAGCACAAGGUCGCCUGUCCUCCAAGGAACAACAUCGAGCUGGAUUGCGACCGCUGCGUCCGCGCUGGUGCUGUUUGCGUCACGGGAUACAUGAAACCACUGGGCAAGCCCACUAUCCGCUGUCAAUCCAACACACCAAACGAUGCGGUGUUGACCACCGCCUGCUCUUCGCCUGGCCAAGGCUCCCAAGCCUCGCACUUGUACAGCUUCUGCGACGCAACAGACAUGGCAGAGCCGAUUGAGCCCUGGUCAUUUUCCGAUGUGACCGAGGAUGACGAGCUCAUCAGCGGCAGCCAGGACUUGAGGCACGAGGCCGCCUCGCUGUUCCAUCCAGAGGGCUUGCAGACGUGGUGGAACGGCACGGACAGUGCAUCGUCCCUGGAGACACUUCAUCAGAAUUGGCACUCGGCACCACCCUCGGAGCAAAACGUGGAUGCCGGUCAGAAUCAGCAGCGCAUCUCGUUUCCGUGGAGCCUCUCGCGCCCCUUGAGCGUGCCUGAGCAAAGUCCGUCUUUCAGCUGCAGCGCAAGAAAAGAUCUCGAGGUCGCAGAGUACAAUGUUCGCCUUUCUCAGCUCCGGGUCAACUUGGCCAGGCAGAUCUUGCACCAACAGGGCAGCAACCCAGAGCAGCAGCCGAGGAGCAUGACUGACGAAACCGAGACUGCAGCGGCAGAGUCUCCACGUGAGCCUUUAUGUUCCCACGCGCUUGGGGCAGCAUUGAGCAGCACGUCAGAGUUCCUGGACAUUAUACAGUCCUACAAAAGGCUCAGUCGCAGUGCUCAGCACGUCGACAAUCCCACCAUGCUUCUCGACCUACUGUCAUUCUACUUUCACCUUGUCUCAGUGUUCAACUACUUCUUCCGACAACUAUACGACGCGCUCGGCAGCGGUUCUUUUCAACAAGACACCGCCUUGCGGGGCCUUCAUCCGCUUCCCAAUCUGAAUCUGUCAGGGUUCGCCGUGAGUGGGGGCAAACUCCAGACCAGGAUACUGCUGCAAGCAGCACAUCACCAGUUCAAGCAGAUUGAGAGGAAUUUGGGUGUCCCGCCCGAGCAUGCUGUGUCCCUCCGCACAAGGGACGCAAAUGACAGCAUCUGCGACAACCGCCUACGAACCAUUUUCCAGGCUGUCUUUAGCAAGAAUCAGAAUGGCCCAGGAAUAACGGUCUCGCCAUCCUCAACGAGCACUCUUAGAACUAGUUUUGUGAUGAUCAGCCGGAGAUUAGAUGAGAUAGACAAUUAG
Molecule: messenger RNA, 1311 nt
Organism: Emericellopsis cladophorae
Lineage: Eukaryota; Fungi; Ascomycota; Sordariomycetes; Hypocreales; Bionectriaceae
Exons: 1
Coding region: 1-1311 (436 amino acids)
Biological process (GO): regulation of DNA-templated transcription
Molecular function (GO): zinc ion binding; DNA-binding transcription factor activity, RNA polymerase II-specific
Source: RefSeq, a predicted model, not a curated record